Molecule: messenger RNA, 2484 nt
Organism: Trematomus bernacchii (emerald rockcod)
Lineage: Eukaryota; Metazoa; Chordata; Actinopteri; Perciformes; Nototheniidae
Product: tyrosine-protein phosphatase non-receptor type 7-like
Biological process (GO): protein dephosphorylation
Molecular function (GO): protein tyrosine phosphatase activity
Source: RefSeq, a predicted model, not a curated record
AGAGAAAAGGAAGAAGACACUAUACUCAAACAAAGAGAAGAAGAAGAAGAAGAAGAAGGGGAGGGAGACAAACAACAAAAAGGUGAAAGUCAGCGGGGGCCCCGGUAUCAGAGGAAGAUUUACACCCUGCAGGACUGAAUUACUCAAAAACAGAACAUCAUGGCUGUCAAAUAACCGCGUGGUGUGAUGAUGGACAGCUAAGAACAACUCUAACACACACACAGACACAGAUUCACACACACACACACACACACACACACACACACACACACACACACACACACACACACACACACACACACACACACACACACCUACAGAAUGUCGGCAGUGCACUCAGUUUCACUUCCUCUCGAUGACCCGACCACGCCCCCUCCCCUGACCACUCCUCCUCGCAAAGCCUCGGUCCGCCUGCAAGAGAGGCGGGGCUCUAACCUCUCGCUGCUAUUGGACGUGAGCAGUCUGGGGGCGGAGCCUGUGUGUUCUGUCUCCACCCCAAAGGAGGUGUGGCUCCAGCUGCUUCACACCUCCUCCCGGCCUCUCACAAACACCUUGCUGCAGCUGGCGGCCAUCGACAAAAACACACUGAAUGUAGAGUACCAGAAAAUCCCUCCGAACUUUGUGAACGCCGCAGAGCUCGAUGUUCAAGGUCACAUGAUCAAAGACAGAUACAAAACCAUCCUGCCCAACCCUGAGAGCCGGGUGGUCCUGAGGAACCUGGAGGAAGAGGCGUCGCCAGACCGCUACAUCAACGCUAACUACAUCAAGGGUUACAGAGGGGCCCCCAGAGCUUACAUUGCCACCCAGGGGCCGAUGUUACACACCGUGGGGGAUUUCUGGGACAUGGUGUGGCAGGAGAGGAGCAGCAUCAUCGUCAUGGUUACCAGACUGAAGGAGAACAACGAGAAGUGUGAGCUGUACUGGCCACAGCCGAGGGAGAGGAGGAGGAGGAAGAGCAGGAGGAGUGUGAAGGAGGAGGAAGAGGAAGAAGAGGAGCAGAGGGAGGAAGAGGAGGAGGAAGGAGAGACAGAACGGUUUGGCAGAUUCCUCCUCAGAGUGACAGACAGCUGGGAGAAAGACGGCUUCACUGUUACUGACAUGGACAUCCAGCUGGAUUCGGAGCAUCGUCCCAUCAGACACUACUGGUUCACCUCUUGGCCAGACCACCACAUCCCACAAUGCACUGCCCCCCUGCUGAGACUCGUGGAGGAGGUGGAGACGUACAGGAAGUCCCUCCCACCUCCCAGCUGUCAGCCAAUCACAGCCCCCGCCCCGGAUCCUGGACCAAUCGUCGUCCACUGCAGUGCAGGUAUCGGCAGGACCGGGUGUUUCAUCGUCGGCAGUAUCGGCUGUCAGCAGCUCAGAGACACCGGGCAGCUCGACAUCCUGGAGACCGUCUGUCAGCUCCGACUCGACAGAGGUGGUAUGAUCCAGACCACAGAGCAGUACCAGUUCCUGUACUCCACUCUGGCCCAGUUCAGCCACCAGCUGCAGCUCAACCAGGAGCAGAACCAGAACCAGCAGAACCCAGAAGGGAGGCAGGUCAGCGUUCAGCUUCAGAACCUGGAGCUGGACAACACACUGAACAAGAAGAACCUGGAGAACCAACAAGGCACGAUACAGACCUGAAGAAAUCCAAGACACCAUACAACCAGCAGUUAGCGCUACAAGUCAUGUUUCCAGCACCAUACAUAUGGAAACAAGAGAACUUGUUGAGCCAGCAACAAAACUUAAAGACAGGUAGAGACUUUGGAGAACCAACAGGAACCCCAAAAUGUUGGUUUGUGGGAUGUUUUUUUGCAGCAGAGGCUACGAGAACCCAGGUGUUCAUGUUCACUGUGGGACUGUCCCAAUAAAGGUUUUCACUACAGGAUUACCCUGGCUAAAAGAAUGGUAUAUUAACGAUGUCGUCGCUGAUAUGUAUUGAGCAUUUAAAAAAAGAUAAAAUAUUUUGUGUUUACUAUGUCUUCUCCCCAAUUUUGGAAAUUCAUAUUAUUAAUUUCUGCGUUGGGAGAGAAAGUGUGAACAUAUGGGAUAAUGAAUGCAAAAUAAGUAUUGAUCUUUUCAUUUUAAUUUGGCCAUUUGUUAGAUAGACAGGACAGAAAGAUGGGAUAAACAUUAAACAAAGGGUCCCGUUCAGGACUCGAACACGGGGGCACAGCUUUUAAAUCGCUUCUCAACACACAUUUUUGAUAGACUUGUUAUUUAUGUGAUGUCCUAUUUUUAUCCCUUUUUUCUUCUUCUUUGUAUUUAUAUAUUUGGUAAAUGUUUUUUAAUUGUUUAUAAUCUAUUGUACAGUUAAUGUUUCUUCAGCAUGUGUCUGCUAUCCACUUUGCAUCAUCAUCUGACUUGAAUAGUUCAUUUGACCUUGCAUCGUAUCUCACUUUUUGUACGGUUUUCUGUUGGUACUGUAUACUGCAGUGUAUCCUGUGUGGCUUUGUAAACUUGAGUAAUUAAAAUAAAUUACCCCAAAAAUGUAAUGUA